Drosophila busckii is the source of this 996-nucleotide messenger RNA. Its product is annotated as probable alpha-aspartyl dipeptidase. Gene Ontology annotation, biological process: proteolysis. The record is from RefSeq and is a predicted model, not a curated record. Lineage: Eukaryota; Metazoa; Arthropoda; Insecta; Diptera; Drosophilidae. Gene Ontology annotation, molecular function: serine-type peptidase activity. The transcript is spliced from 3 exons. The coding region runs from base 68 to 793 and encodes 241 amino acids.
GCUGCGCUUCCAUAAAACAGUUACCGAUAAGAUUUGCGGAUUAAUGUGUUUCAGUUAAGAUUUAAUCAUGAACGUUGGCACACGUAAUCUGCUGCUGUUAUCCUCCUCACGACUCCAUGGGCAUGGCUAUCUGGAGCAUGCACGCAGCCAACUGGAGGAGUUAUUUAAUGCCAAGAAUGUUAAGACUGUGCUCUUUGUUCCGUUUGCACUGCGAGAUCAUGACAAGUAUACGGCAACGGUGCGAGCCGCUUUGCAGCCCUGGGGCUAUGCCGUAGAGGGACUGCAUACAAAGCCAGACUUUGGGCAAGCGCUGCGCGAAGCGGAGGCAAUUUUUGUAGGCGGCGGCAAUACGUUUGUGCUGCUCAAGCAACUCUAUGAACUGCAGCUGGUUGAACUGAUGCGUGAGCUGGUGCUGCAACGUGGCUUAACCUAUGUGGGCAGCAGUGCGGGUACUAAUGUUGCCACACGCUCCAUACACACCACCAACGACAUGCCUGUUAUCCAUCCGCCCAGCUUUGAAGCGCUCGGCUUGGUGCCCUUCAAUAUCAAUCCACACUAUUUGGAAACGGACCUCAAUACCGAACACAAGGGAGAGACGCGUGAUGAGCGCAUUGAGGAGUUCAUUGCGUAUCACGGCCGUCCAGUACUUGGACUGCGCGAGGGCACCAGUGUGCGUAUCCAGGGCGAUAAGGCAACGCUGCUGGGCGAGCGUCAUGCUAAGCUUUUCAAAGCUGAUGGUUCUUCCCUGGAAUACGCCCCCCAGGCUGAUCUCAGUUUCUUGCUGCAACCGUAAUGAAGUUAUUAAAACCAAAUGCAAAUAUGCGUACAACAUUGUUUUUAUUAUAUAAAAAUAACAAUUAUCAAAGGCAUUUGUGUUAUUUUCUUCGAUCUUUACAUGGUUCUUUGUAAUGCACAUACAUACAGAAUAUACAAAUUGAAUUAGCUAUAUAUACAAGUAAAUUGCCUUUGCUAUAUAACAAAUCUACAUGUUUGUAA